AAGGCCAAGACGUUGGAUCCGUGGAGCCGGACUGCUUCAGGGCAAGCUGCUCGCUGGGUAAGGACACCCGAGAUGGAUCGAGUGUUCAAUUGAAAGGGGGAAACGCGCGUUGAGGGCCUGAGGCUUACCUCCUCCACACAUGAUCCCCCACACUUCCCCAAGUCCUACCCCGGAUCUACUCACCCGCGAUCGCCCCCUUUUGCCUGGUCCCCAUCGCAAGGCUGGAGCUACUGGAGAGCUUGUGCAGCUGUAGUGGCUCUUGGGAGACCUUAAUUCCGACAAUACGUCGUUUGAGUGCAAAGGGACCCAUUGUGGCCGAGGAGUUCCCGCGUGGAAGCGUGGGCCGAGUUUGAGGGGUCGGAGCUUUUAUACGGGAUGGCUGAUUCUUCUACAUCCUAUACAGCAUCAACUCUGGGAACCCUGAUAGUUCUAUCACGAUCACGAAACAUAGUCAGCCCACCCAAAUCACAUCACUCAAGAUGAAGGCCGGCCAAUAUGACAGUGCGCAAAAGAAGAUUGUCAUAAAAGACAUCCCCAUACCGGAGCCGGCAGAGAACCAGUUCCUCGUCAAGACGCACGCGGCGUCCCUCUGCCACUCUGACCUUCACCUCGAGCUUCGUCCCGAGGGGUCCAUCACCAUCGGCCACGAGGGCGUCGGCUACAUUGAAAAGAUCCACCCGUCCGCCGAGGGCAAGGGCUUCCAGGUCGGCGACCCGAUCGGCUGGGACUACUUUAUCGGCUGCUGCUUCGAGUGCGAUGGCUGCCAGGUGCACAACCUGCGGUGCGAGAGGCAGCAGCCCAUCCUCCAGGGGUUCGUGGCCGACGGCUACUUCCAGGAGUACUGCAUCGUCGACUACCGCAACGCGGUGAUUGUGCCGCCCGAGCUGGACAUGGACCGCAGCGCGCCCCUCUUCUGCGCCGGCAUCACCGCCUACCACGCCGUCGACAGCUGCGAGCUCCAGCCGGGCGAGUGGAUCGCCGUCGUCGGCUGCGGUGGCCUGGGCCAGUACGCGACGCAGUACGCCAAGGCCAUGGGCCUCAAGGUGGUCGGCGUCGACAUUAGCGACGACGUCCUCGAGACCGUGACCGCACUGGGCGCCGACGCCGUCGUCAACUCGCGGACAAACGCCCAGGCGGUCGACGAGGUCAAGAAGAUCACGGGCAAGGGCGCGCACGCGGCGGCCGUCUUCUCGGGCGCCAACGCCGCCUACGCGUCCGCCAUUGAGCUGCUGCGCACCAACGGCUUGCUCAUGGUCAUUGGGAUCGCGGCCAAGGACCUCCAGGUGUCCACCUUUGACCUCACCACCGGCCGGUACCGGAUCAAGGCGGACAGCACCAGCAUCCCGCAGAGGAUGCCCAAGGCGGUCGAGUUCACGGCCAAGCACAAGAUCCAGCCCCAGGUGGAGUUUAGGAAGCUCGAGGAGCUGCCGCAGAUGGUUGAGGACAUGCAGGCCGGCAAGUCCAAGUACAGGCAGGUUGUCAAGUUCCACACAUAGUAGCAUAGCAUGAGGUGAAUAUAGCCUCCUCGAGUCCUUGAACUGGCGCGUGCUCUGCUCCUGUCAUCUGAUGGAGCAUCGUGAUACAUGCAGCAAGGCCGGCUCUCCAGUCGGUGCGCUAGCAUCAGAAGCCAAGAUCAUUCGUAAGCUCAGCUCAC
Emericellopsis atlantica is the source of this 1654-nucleotide messenger RNA. RefSeq lists its product as uncharacterized. NCBI's taxonomy places the organism in Eukaryota, Fungi, Ascomycota, Sordariomycetes, Hypocreales, Bionectriaceae. The transcript is spliced from 2 exons. The record is from RefSeq and is a predicted model, not a curated record. Gene Ontology annotation, molecular function: oxidoreductase activity. Bases 480 to 1496 code for a protein of 338 amino acids.